AUGCGAGCGAAACAUACUUUCAUUGCGUCACUGGCUCCUGAUGCCACACCUCCGAAUAAGACGCCUUCAAGAAUUCGAACUCCAUGCAGAGUCAGAACACCAUUUUCAAAUAAGGAAAAUUUAACACCCGGAAACUUUAACAAAGAAAAUAUAACGCCCAAUGUAACCAUGUAUAGGGAGAAUUCAACCAAUAUAUUUGGGGCGGAUUCAACCAAUAUAUUUGGGGCGGAUUCAACCAAUAUAUUUGAAGAGGAUUCAACAAAUGUGUUUGGAACUGAUACAGCCAAUAUAUAUGGAGUUGAACCAACAAAUAUACAUAGAGAUUCAUCAAAUAUUCUUAAAGAAUCGAAAAUUGCCACUUCUGAUUGUUCUCAAACAGGCUACUUUGUCGUCGAUGAUGUUCCUAAUAAAAAGUACAAGAACGCUUUAGGUAUUGGAGUUGGGGUAGAUAUGCUUAAACAAAGGAUAGCAGACUUAGAAAGGGAAUUGAAAAACCAGGUUGAACGAUCCGGAAAAAUUUUGAGAGAUCUUGACACCACAAAAUAUGUUGCUUUAAGGUACAAGAAUGACUUACACGGACCCGUUUAUACUGAUGGCGAUCAAAAAUCAAUCAACAAAUUGCUGAGUCGCAUUAGUAGAAAUUGUGGUCCUGAUAUACUCAAAGAAUUUAAAGGAACUUGUGAUGGUUCUCAGCCUACAGUGUCUCAAAUUUUUGAGUGGCUUGAAGAUUCAGGUUAUUUGAUUCCUGCUAUCCUUCGGGAUUUUCGUGCUACGGAAGCAGUCGUAUGGUUAGACUUGACUUAUACUUUUGAAGCGAUGAAAAAAGAGGUCUCAGACAAGUUUAUUUCAGAAAAUAGUUUCAAGCCAACCGAUAAGCAAGUUCUAAAUCGACAUAUGUUGAUUUCUGGACAAUUAUUGGCUGUAUUUGCAUUGCCAAAUAGUUUUCAUCAACUGACAUCGUUGAGAUUGAGUUCUAUUCCUAUUAGAAAUACCGACAUUGUUAAUUUACGUGGUCUUAAGAUGUUGAGCGAGUUAUUCCUUGAUUACACUGGCAUUGGAAAUGAAGCCGUUGCUUACAUUGUGGCGCUCAAGAAGUCUCUACGAAAGAUUGAUUUCACAGGAAACAAAGAAAUUGAUGACGAUGCAGCUUGUAACCUUAUUUUCUUAGAAAAUGUUGAGAUGAUUUUCUUAGACGGUACUUCAAUGACAAUGGAUGGGAUUCGAAAGUAUGUCUCUAUGACGAAAAGUUCCAAGCUCUCACAAAUCACUAUUCCUAAGGAAUGUCGUAAUUAUCUUAAUCGACGCAAUGAAAUUUAUUGCAUUGAACGCAAACACGGAAUGUUAGAAGAUCCUUCACGUGUACAAUUCCUGUCACCUUCCCAUAUUCGGGCCCAAUUAAAAUUUCAUUAUGAAAUCAACGAUAAAAUCAUUAUCACAGGCCCAACAGAAGAAUUGGCCAAAACAUUAAAAAAUAUUUUGACGCGUCGUAGAAAUGACGCAAAAGUGAUGUAUUUGGCUGGUGGAC
Dentiscutata erythropus is the source of this 1525-nucleotide messenger RNA. The record is from the annotation of a GenBank genome assembly. NCBI's taxonomy places the organism in Eukaryota, Fungi, Glomeromycota, Glomeromycetes, Diversisporales, Gigasporaceae.